This is a messenger RNA of Punica granatum (pomegranate), 1361 nucleotides long. The record is from RefSeq and is a predicted model, not a curated record. Lineage: Eukaryota; Viridiplantae; Streptophyta; Magnoliopsida; Myrtales; Lythraceae.
UUCCAACUUCAGCUGCAGACGAACAAAUCCUCCAUAGCCAAAACAGAGCAGCUGCUUCUUCUUCUUUUUCGGUUCCUUCUGGGCUUGGCUUGUCUCGUGGAGGAAUUGGCUUGUCUCCUCUGCUGAGUGAUCUCUCGGGUCGAAAAAGCAGUUUGAAGCGUACCACCGAGAGGAGGAGCUGGGGAAGGUCUUCAAGGGAUUGAUGGGGUCCUGUAUAUGCCCGGUGGAGACUCCGGCGAGGUUGCUCUGGACAACGAGCUUCUUCCGCCACAAGCUCAGGCUCUUCUAACAACUUCACCCUCCUCACCAUCCUAAUUCUCUCACCCGUUUCACUUAACCAGCCUCAUCCGCCAUAGAAACAAGCCGACGUAAUGAAAAGGAGUAGCAUGGAGCCGGGGAGCAUCGUCUUUGAUGCUUCCGCUUGUCAGGGAAACAUGCUCUUCCUGGGGAACGGAGAUUCUCUCUUCCGAGGAGGAAGAUCGGUCGUGGCUUCGGAUGAAUCCUCAAAUAGGAGGCCAUUUUUCGGAUCACCGGAGGAGAUGUUCGGCGAUGAGUAUUACGAUGAUCAGUCACCAGAGAAAAAGCGCCGCCUCUCCGCCGAACAGGUAUAUCUCCUGGAGACUGCUUUCGAGGCUGAGAAUAAACUCGAACCCGACAGGAAGACAGAGCUUUCAAAGAUGCUGGCGUUGCCGCCGAGGCAGGUCGCCAUAUGGUUCCAGAACCGUCGUGCACGAUGGAAGACAAAGCAGCUCGAACGAAACUAUGAUCACCUUAAGUCGUUGUACAGUUCCCUACUUAUAGAUUACGACUCCGUUGUUAAAGAUAAUGAGAAGCUGAGAUCCGAGGUGACAUCCUUGAAUGAGAAGCUUCAUGGCAUGAGAUUUCGUUUCGCAGGGCAAGGUCCCUGCGUCGCUCCAAUAGAUGAAACGCCAUUAAAGGCUGAGGAGGGACUCAACACUGGGAGCGGUAGGAGCUCCGUGGUCGAUGAGGAGUGUCCGUGGCACAUCAACAGUUCGAGGUUGUACUUUCUUGGCGAUGGUGGUCUGAUGGACGUGGUUAAAUCGGAGGAGUACGAUUCGGGUGUCGAUGAUCAGAGCCACUUCUGUAACAUGUUUGGUGAGCUACCUAUGGGCUGGUGGGCCUGGCCUUAAUCUGAUGAUGAUCAGACAACAUAGUAAAUUAGUAAAUUGAUUAAGCCAGCAUAUAUUGUGUGUGCGCGUGCGCGCGCGUGUAUUAUAUACGUUCUACUAUUACUGAUGAGACUCAGGGAAAAAUUAGUGAAUGUAUGCACAGCGCUAAAUUAAGAUGAAUAAAUUGUGAUUAAAUAAAUAAAGAAAAAAGAAUUAUGUAGCUUGAGGUGA